Messenger RNA from Letharia columbiana, 786 nucleotides. RefSeq lists its product as uncharacterized. Gene Ontology annotation, molecular function: lipid binding; protein binding. The coding region runs from base 1 to 786 and encodes 261 amino acids. Gene Ontology annotation, biological process: actin cortical patch localization; plasma membrane tubulation; endocytosis. Gene Ontology annotation, cellular component: mating projection tip; actin cortical patch; medial cortex. NCBI's taxonomy places the organism in Eukaryota, Fungi, Ascomycota, Lecanoromycetes, Lecanorales, Parmeliaceae. The transcript is spliced from 7 exons. The record is from RefSeq and is a predicted model, not a curated record.
AUGUCAUGGGCGGGGUUCAAGAAGGUUGCCAACCGGGCAACCACCCAGGUGAUGAUGAAGACGGGGCAUGUUGAAAAGACCAAUGAUCGGGACUAUGAGGUGGAAGAGAGGCGGUACCGCACCAUGGAGUCCGCAGCGAAUAGACUACAAAAGGAAGCGAAGGGAUACUUGGAUUCGUUACGAGCCAUGACAGCGUCCCAAAUGCGAAUCGCUGAGACGAUAGAUGCUUUCUACGGAGACGCUGGUGCCAAUGAUGGGGUCAGCAGGAGCUACAAGCAAGCAGUGGAGGAUUUAGAUGCGGAGACAAUAAAGGCACUCGACGGGCCGUUCAGACAAACGGUCCUAGAACCUAUCACACGAUUCUGCGCCUACUUUCCCGACAUUAACGAAUGCAUCAAGAAACGCAAUCACAAACUCCUCGAUUACGACGCCACGCGUGCCAAGGUGAAGAAGCUCGUCGAAAAGCCCGACAAAGACCCCACGAAGUUGCCACGUGCAGAGAGGGAAUCUGACCUUGCCAAAACAGCUUACGAAGCCUUGAACGAGCAACUCUUCUCUGAAUUGCCGCAGCUCAUAGACCUGCGUGUACCUUACUUGGAUCCUUCAUUCGAGGCGUUGGUCAAGAUUCAACUCAGGUUUUGCGCCGAAGCGUACUCGAGAAUGGCGCAAGUGCAGCAGUUUUUGGACGCGGACACGAGAGAGCAAUAUGCACAGGGGCACUUGGACAGUCGGGUUGAGCAGGUAUUGGGGGAGAUCCGAGAGCUGAGUAUUGCAGGCACUGUUUGA